This is a messenger RNA of Manihot esculenta (cassava), 2222 nucleotides long. Its product is annotated as beta-amylase 1, chloroplastic. Bases 166 to 1914 code for a protein of 582 amino acids. Gene Ontology annotation, molecular function: beta-amylase activity. NCBI's taxonomy places the organism in Eukaryota, Viridiplantae, Streptophyta, Magnoliopsida, Malpighiales, Euphorbiaceae. The record is from RefSeq and is a predicted model, not a curated record. The transcript has 4 exons. Gene Ontology annotation, biological process: polysaccharide catabolic process.
UAGCCAUUUCCUCCACAUUCAAAAUUUCCGAAGUUCGCGAUCCAUAGGAUAGAGAGAGAGAUUUCUAUUCUGAAAGAUAGCCUAGAAAAGAAAAAGGCUUAAUUUUCUUUCACAUUUUCUAUUACUUUAUCUAGAAAAACAAUAAAAAGAAAUAUAUACUCAAAUAUGGCCAUGAACAUUACCCACCAGAUCGGAGCACUUGCGGGAACUCCAAUCUCAACAGGACCCAUCACCACAACCACUAGUGAAUCUACGUCGACGGUAAGCGCUGCUGCGGUUUGGAAAACUCCUACUCCAAAUAUACGGUGCGAAAUUAAAAACCCAGACGCUGUGGAGCAGAAAUCUCAGCCGACGAGCCCUUGCGGUUCUCCAAUACUGAACGGCAUCCGCGCAGAUCUGUCGGUUGCUUGCCGUGCUUUUGCGGCUGAGGCGACGACAUUGGAGAGGGAAACGGGAGGGGAAGAGAGGAUGUAUAAAGAAGGUUCUGUGAAGGAGAAAGGGAGUGGUGUGCCGGUGUACGUGAUGAUGCCGUUGGACAGCGUGACGAUGGGCAACACCGUGAACCGGAGGAAGGCGAUGAACGCCAGUUUGCAGGCGUUGAAGAGCGCCGGAGUUGAAGGGAUCAUGAUGGACGUGUGGUGGGGAUUGGUUGAGAGAGAUGCGCCUGGGGUGUAUAACUGGGGAGGGUACAGUGAGCUUUUGCAGAUGGCUAAACGACAUGGGCUUAAGGUUCAGGCAGUGAUGUCGUUUCACCAGUGUGGAGGCAACGUCGGCGACUCCUGCACUAUACCAUUGCCUAAGUGGGUUGGGGAGGAGGUCGACAAAGAUAAAGAUCUUGCAUACACUGAUCAGUGGGGAAGAAGGAAUUAUGAAUAUAUAUCUCUGGGCUGUGAUACCCUUCCGGUCCUCAAAGGCCGAACGCCCGUGCAAUGUUACUCCGACUUCAUGCGAGCCUUCAGAGACAACUUCAAAAACCUUCUUGGUGAUACCAUUGUGGAAAUUCAAGUGGGGAUGGGUCCAGCAGGUGAGCUGCGCUACCCCUCCUACCCAGAACAGAAUGGGACAUGGAAAUUUCCUGGAAUUGGAGCUUUCCAAUGUUAUGACAAGUACAUGCUUAGCAGCCUGAAAGCUGCAGCUGAAGCUGCUGGUAAGCCAGAAUGGGGUAGCACAGGUCCUACUGAUGCUGGUCACUAUAACAACUGGCCAGAAGAUACCCAAUUCUUUCGUAAAGAAAAUGGUGGUUGGAUCAGUCCUUAUGGUGAAUUUUUCCUUAAUUGGUACUCUCAGAUGCUCCUAGACCAUGGUGACAGGAUACUUUCAUCAGCCAAGGCCAUCUUUGAGAACUCCAAUGUAAAAAUCUCAGUAAAGAUUGCAGGAAUUCAUUGGCACUAUGGGACAAGGUCUCAUGCCCCAGAGCUGACAGCUGGGUAUUAUAACACAAGAUAUCGGGAUGGUUACCUUCCUAUUGCACAAAUGUUAGGACGCCAUGGUGCUAUUUUCAACUUCACUUGUAUCGAGAUGCGUGAUCAUGAGCAGCCGCAGGAUGCCCUUUGUGCACCAGAGAAGCUUGUGCAGCAGGUGGCUUUAGCAACUCAGAAAGCCCAGAUUCCACUAGCCGGGGAAAAUGCGUUGCCACGAUACGAUGAAUAUGCACACGAGCAAAUCUUGCAGGCAGCAUCACUGAAUGUCGAUUGUAAUUCAGGUGACAGGGAAAUGUGUGCCUUUACAUACUUGAGGAUGAGUCCUCAUUUGUUCCAAGAAGAUAACUGGAGACGUUUCGUGGGUUUUGUGAAGAAGAUGAAGGAAGGGAAGAAUGCCGAACGGUGUUGGGAGCAGGUUGAGCGGGAAGCUGAGCAUUUUGUGCACAUAAGUCAGCCUUUAGUGCAGCAGGCUGCAGUGGCUCUAAUGCACUAAGCAUUUGAAUUCUAUACCAUGGCAUGGGCAACCAACUCUAAAUUAGCUUUUGUUAUAGCUGCCUUUUUUAUGCUAUAGCUAUAGACGUUUGGCCGGAGGCCUAAAUGGAGGUAAAAAAAAAAAAAAAACAAAAAUAUGUUUAAGUUAAUUCUUGAAACAUGGCCUGAUGCUAUACGAAUGAAAUGUAUUUUAUUUUUCGUUCUUCCUCGACAAGCUAGUUGUAGAUUGGUGAUCAAUCAGAUUAUGUAAUAAACUCUUAUUUUAGUAUUGAAUAAGGCAAGCAAAUCUCCAGCUUAUAUUUGUGCAAA